GCAGUUUUCUGUCAAACUGCAAUAACAACCAAAGCACAACACGAAAUUUAAAAUUACGAAUAUUUUUGCUUGUGCAUGUGUAUUUCUCAAUCGCAGUUGAUAAGACCAGUCGCCCCGCUUAUUAUCCAACAUGGUUUAAUAACCUUAACGCAAGAACAUUACCAGGAUAUGGGCUUCUGAACAAUUGACUAUUUAUUCGUCACGAUGGAAGAAAAAUAUAUUUUAAGCCUUGAUAUCGGUACGACUACUAUUCGGUCCUACAUUUAUAAUUCCAGGGCAGAAGUAGUAGGAAAAGCCGUUGACCAGGUUAAGCUCGAGUAUCCUAGUCAUGGAUUUGUAGAAAUUAAUCCUGAUCAACUAUGGACUUCUAUUGUGGAAGUAGUCAAAAAGUCCUGGCAGGAUGCGGGACUGUCAGCGGGGCAGAUGACGGCGCUGGGCAUCUCCACCCAGCGGAGUACCUUCAUCACGUGGUCGCGGAGCACGGGGAAGCCCUUCCACCACUUCAUCACUUGGAAGGACAUGAGGGCUGACAAACUGGUCAAGCAGUGGAAUGAUUCCUUCAUUUUUAAGCUGUUCAAAGCUGGAGCUUACACUCUCUAUUUGUUGCUGCGGAGUAAAAGGUUUAAAGCUGGGAGUUCCCUCAAGUUUAUGAAUACACAGACAACAGUUAGAUUAAGUUGGGCGCUACAAAAUAUAGCCGCUUUGAAAGAUGCCGCCCAUAAAGGAGACGCCGUGUUUGGUACUUUGGACACGUGGCUACUAUACAAACUUACAGCCGGUAAGCUCCACGUGACCGACGCGUCGUCAGCCUCCGCCACGGGUUUCUUCGACCCGUUCACGUUACAAUGGGCCGGCUGGUGCACCAGUCUGUUCCGCAUCCCCGUGGACUCGCUGCCUGCUGUCGUGGACACUGCUGGGGACCACUUCACUCACACUGACAAGAGUGUGUGGGGACACGAGAUCCCGAUCCGAUGUUGUAUGGCGGACCAGACCGCGUCAAUCUGGGGCUCAUGCUGCUUCAACGUGGGCGACGUCAAGCUGACCAUGGGCACUGGGACCUUCUUCAACAUCAACACGGGAACUUCCCCUCACUGCAGCGUGGCGGGACUCUACCCGCUGAUUGGCUGGCGGCUGGGAGAUGAAGUACAGUAUGUGGCUGAAGGAGCUAUCAAUGAUACCGCUACGGUUAUCAAGUGGGCGCAAAAUUUAGGUCUGUUUGACAAGCCUGAGGACACGGCGGCCAUAGCCAACUCCGUGCCUGACUCCGACGGCGUGUGUUUCAUUCCUGCGUUCAGCGGACUUGGGCCCCCAUACAACGACGGCACGGCCGCCUCGGGCUUCAUCGGCAUGAAGCCCACGACGACCCGCGCGCACCUGGUGCGAGCCACGCUCGAGUCACUCGCCUUCCGCACCCGGCAGCUGCACGCGUGCGCCGUGGCUGAGACCAACUACCAGUUUCACACUAUUAGUCUAGACGGCGGCGUGUCCAACAACGACUUCAUAGCGCAGCUGAUCGCGGACCUGACGGGGCUGCGCGCGGAGCGGCCGCCGCACGUCGAGAUGUCCUCUCUAGGAUGCGCACAUAUUGUUGGACUGCAUCUGGGCAUAUGGAAAUCACGUGACGAACUGAAGGCAAACCGCAAACUCGGCCGCGUAUUCAAACCCCGCCCUCACGUGAGGAAAGCUUACGAAGCAACCUUUGCACGCUGGGAGGAGGCUGUCACGAGGCUCUGUGGCUGGUACACAGACAACAAGCCACAGACUAGCGCCGUCACAGACUCUAGCAGCAAUUCUGUGACGCCACAGAAUAGUUUCAAACUAUCCACGGAACUCCCGAAGAAACCAAAGAGAUUCAGCAAAUAGCAGUGGCUUUUUUCACUGCUAAUGUUCCUUGUAGCUUGCUUGCCUUUCCUGUUCAGGUGAUAUUUGCCUUGCCGAACCCGUGGGUUCCGUUGUUGGUAUAUUUUUAAUGGUUUAAGGCCCUGGGUGAGGUAAAUUAGGUAGAGAUUAUGAAAUUUUAUGUAGAUUUUAGUGCCUGGAUUUUAUAUUGUGUUAUUAGUUUUAGUGACGCAUAUCGCAUGAUAACGGAUGCAAUUUUAUUGUUUUAUGGUUAUUUUGGAUAGAAAAUCUACUUUUACAAGCUAAAAAGGCUAAGCAGGAAUGGUACGGUCAGGUUCAGAGAAACCUGACCCCCCUCUCAUAGUAACAAUGCUUCGGGGAGGGGUCAGGUUUCUCUACAUUCUGUACAUUUAGGAGGCUAGAUAGAUAUUUAGUUGUAGGUAAAGUUAAUAUAAAAAUAAAGUGAAUCCAUAUCAAUUUAAUCUUGCCAUUUAAUAAAAUGCUGAAUUAAUUACUAUGUUGUUUAUUCUAAAAUCUUUAUGGAUAUGAAAUAAUUGUACAGACUAUGCUUUGAAUAAGUAAUGCCCCCAUGAUUUAAUAUUUUAACGAGGCAGUCCCACUAUAUUACAUACAUGCAUCACAAUAUGGAUGCCAUCGUCAAAGAACAAUGCUCAAUAAUUGAAGACUGUAGGUAAUGUUGAUAAAUUAAGAUAUAGUCCACUUUGUAGCCUUAGUAGGGAUUAUGCAGAAAAAAUUAGUGUAGAACAAACAUCUAAAUUUCUAUCAUAUUAUUACCAUGUCACAGUAGUCUAAAAUAAUUACAAAUUACACUAAGGGUGAGACUCCAUUGCUGGGGUGCGAUGAGGUGCGGUUUUCCAUUAUAUUUUUUGCUACGAGAUCAUUAUGAAUACACCAUAUCUUAAUUGAAAUCAAAUAAAUAAAUGCAGUCCUAAUGGAUUGGCUCUGGGUUUGCUUGAUCAUUUGCUCAUGAUAACAUUCUAUGGCUCUGUUUCAUAUUAAUUUGAUAUAAUUAAGCAUCUAUGAAUAAUAAAUUAAUAACUUAAGACCUACUCAAAGAUGAUUCAGCCAAUCACAGCAUUGCAUUCCAUUCUCAAACUCUACUUAUCUUGACUUUUUCAGCUGUGAAACUGACAUUAUGUGAUAUAUGAUAUAUGACGUAUGAUAAUUAUGUAUUACUCAUUGGAGAAUU
Molecule: messenger RNA, 3049 nt
Organism: Plutella xylostella (diamondback moth)
Lineage: Eukaryota; Metazoa; Arthropoda; Insecta; Lepidoptera; Plutellidae
Product: glycerol kinase 5
Biological process (GO): glycerol-3-phosphate biosynthetic process; phosphorylation; triglyceride metabolic process
Cellular component (GO): mitochondrion
Molecular function (GO): phosphotransferase activity, alcohol group as acceptor; kinase activity
Source: RefSeq, a predicted model, not a curated record